AUGGCUCUCAAUAUACCAGGCCUGGUGGUGAUGGCGCUGUUUUACCUGCUCAUCUUGGGCACGGGCAUCUGGGCAUCCUUGCGUUCCAAAAAGGAGGAGAAAAAAUGCACAGGAGACGGCAUGGAGAUAACUCUACUGGCUGGACGCAAUAUCAACUUACUAGUUGGUAUCUUCACACUUACUGCUACAUGGGUUGGUGGAGGCUUCAUCCUGGGUAUAGCUGAAGCAACAUACAACCCAACACUAGGUGCAGUUUGGGCACUCAUGCCUGUGCCAUAUGUCCUGACCUUCUUCUUAGGUGGCUUUUUCUUUGCCAAGCCAAUGAGAGAGAACAAGUAUGUGACAAUGAUGGAUCCUUUCCAAAAGAAGUAUGGGAAUGUCCUUGCAAGUGCACUGAUCUUUCCUGCACUGGUUGCAGACGUGCUGUGGGUGGCACGCACACUUGUCAGCCUGGGUGGAACCAUGAGUGUGAUCCUGGACCUGCCCUAUGUCUACUCCAUCAUCAUCUCCUCAGUGGUGGCCAUAGUCUACACACUGCUGGGGGGGCUCUACUCUGUGGCUUACACAGACGUCAUCCAGCUGAUCCUCAUCUUCAUCAGCCUGUGGGUGUGCGUCCCUUUCAUGAUGACCAACCCUCACUCUGUGGACAUCUCGCUGACGGCAUACAACGCAACUUUCCAGGCUCCUUGGGUCGGCACCGUGGAGCUCGAUGAGGCGGGCAAGUGGUUCGAUGACUUCAUGCUGCUGGCUCUGGGCGGUUUGGCCUACCAGGCGUUCUACCAAAGGAUCCUGUCCUCCUCAUCUUACACCCAGGCUCAAGUGACCUGCUUCGCCUCUUCGGCCUGCUGCCUGGUGCUCGGUAUCCCCUCAGUCCUGAUCGGGGCCGUGGCUGCAUCUACAGAUUGGAACUCAACCUCUUAUGGAUUGCCCACCCCGUACGAGCGCGACCAGGCAGGAUCCAUCCUCCCCAUCGCUCUGCAGUACCUCACACCCCCCUACAUCUCUGUCAUUGGCAUUGGGGCCGUAGCUGCCGCUGUCAUGUCCUCCAUGGACUCGGCCCUGCUAUCCUCUGCCUCGUUGUUCUCCUCAAAUAUCUACAAGAACAUCAUCAGGAAGCAGGCUUCAGACUGUGAGAUGCAGUGGGUCAUCCGUAUCUCCGUGGUGGUCGUGGGUCUGGCUGGCACCGGCCUCACCUUCCUGGACAGUAGCGUCCUGGUGUUCUGGCUUGUCGGCGUGGACAUGUCCUACACCAUAAUGUUCCCUCAGCUGGUCUGCAUCCUCUUCUUCAAGGUCUCCAACGGUUACGGCGCCAUCGUGGGCUACAUAAUGGGGCUCGUCAUGAGGAUCCUGAGCGGCGAGCCCCUCAUUGGCCUCCCACCAGCCAUCCAGUUCCCCGGCUGCCGGCUGGACAAGGAGGGAAAGCUAACCCAGUACUUUCCCUUCCGUACCGCCAUCAUGCUCAUCUCUCUAAUGUCUAUUCUCCUUGUUUCAUUGUUGGCAUCCAUCAUUUUCAACAAGGGCCUGCUGCCGGAGAAGUGGGAUGUGUUUAAUGUCAAACGCAGGCAGAGAGCAACAGCCAAGGUUACACAUGUUAAGAGGACCAACUCUGAAAAGGAAGGGGCUGCCGUGGCCAAGCAGCUGCUGGACACCACCAGCUGCUGA
Messenger RNA from Pelmatolapia mariae (spotted tilapia), 1662 nucleotides. RefSeq names its product high affinity choline transporter 1-like. The transcript is spliced from 8 exons. Gene Ontology annotation, cellular component: plasma membrane. The record is from RefSeq and is a predicted model, not a curated record. Lineage: Eukaryota; Metazoa; Chordata; Actinopteri; Cichliformes; Cichlidae. Bases 1 to 1662 code for a protein of 553 amino acids. Gene Ontology annotation, molecular function: choline:sodium symporter activity. Gene Ontology annotation, biological process: acetylcholine biosynthetic process; choline transport; transmembrane transport.